Messenger RNA from Drosophila grimshawi, 1008 nucleotides. RefSeq names its product histone acetyltransferase KAT2A. Gene Ontology annotation, molecular function: histone H3 acetyltransferase activity. NCBI's taxonomy places the organism in Eukaryota, Metazoa, Arthropoda, Insecta, Diptera, Drosophilidae. The record is from RefSeq and is a predicted model, not a curated record. The transcript has a single exon. Bases 1 to 1008 code for a protein of 335 amino acids. Gene Ontology annotation, cellular component: histone acetyltransferase complex. Gene Ontology annotation, biological process: chromatin remodeling; positive regulation of transcription by RNA polymerase II.
AUGAUUAAGGGCGAUCCCAUGUGGGGUGGUAAUUGGUGCGAGUCAGCAGAGGAGAGACAAUUACUACAAUUCCAUAACUCUGAUCCCGACGAUCUGUCUAUGAAUCAAAUGAAAUACGAAUCGAGGCCAGCAAUGAGCACUAAGAAUGACGAGAAUGAGCCACCUGUUGUGGCUGCCGUUGCCACAUGCUGUGGCGUAAGAGGUGCACCACAAAUGCGACUGCCACUGCUGAAGUCGCCCAACAAAGCAAAUACUGCAAAUAAUGCUGUGGCUGUUGAGAAUCUUUCGAAUAUUGCCAACGAUUUCAUUACGUUGCAUCUGUUUGGCAGCUCAAUGGCGAAACCGUUGGACACACAAUCAAAGACUUCUCUGCUCGCUUUGCAAUCGAUAUUUAUGGGGGAGCUGUCGCCUCGGAUGCCGCCGGAAUAUAUUAGCGAUGUGCUGUUCGAUCCCACUUCAAAGACGCUGGCUCUGGUCAAGCGUGGCCAGCCAAUUGGUGGCAUUUGUUUUGUGUCGUUUCCCACCCAGGGAUUCAUUGAGAUUGUCUUCUGUGCGAUUGUGUCGUCGGAACAGCUAAAGGGCCACGGCGGUCGUCUGAUGGGUCACAUGAAAGACUAUGUUCUCAGCAAGAGUCUGAGGCAUCUGCUCACCUAUGCCAGUGGCCCUGCCAUCGGUUUCUUUCGCAAGCAGAGCUUCUGCACCCACAUUCGGCUCGCUGGCACCAUCUACGAGAAUUACAUUCCGCCAGCUCACAAUGGGGCCACUCUCAUGCACUGCGAACUGCAUCCGACCAUUGCGACUAGGAAAUUUAAAUCUGUGGUACGCAAACAGCAACAGGUGCUCAAAGAGAUGACUGUACGGCAAGAGAAUGCUAUGCAGGACAUUCGACCCAUCGCAUCGAUACCAGCCCUCCAGGAGAUCGGUUGCCAGCCUGAUGAGAAGAAGGAGGAGGCGGAGGUGAAUGCCGAUCCACAUCAAAUACCCCAUGAAACUGCAAUCAAGUCUUAG